AAGGGCGUGGCGGGAAGUUUCUGUUUCAGUUCUCCCCUCGACGAGGAAAGAGCACUUUUGUCGCAGUUGUUCUUUAAAACACUCACAACUUCGUCUUAGAAUUUCAUUCUUCUACCGGUUGCAACUUUUGUAGUCGGGUGGAAGUUCAAAGCGCGAUGCAGACGUCGGCCGUAGAUGAGGACAAGACGCGACACUCGCUGGUCUUUUUCGACCUGGAGACAACUGGUUUCGGUUAAAUGUCGCAUUUGUACGACAGAAUUGUCGUACAUCAACAAAUCCACCUCCUCAAUGCUGAGGCAUUAUAGGGCCAGGCAUGAAAAUGAAGUUCCAGAGACACCCAGAAUAAACUCAGUAUACAGCCAUUCUACAACUUACUCAGUUUCUUUUUUGAGAAUGAAUUCCCUUCUUCUUUAUCUCAUUUUUAACCAUCAAGCUACUGGUAAGCAGAUGCUGGAUGAGGCUCUACUGAACUUCAUUGUGAAGGACUGCCAGCCCCCUCAGCAUUGUGGAGAGUGGAGGGUUCAGGGAACUGGUGCAGGUCAUUGAGCCAUCAUAUGUUUUGCCCAUCAGAAAGGUUUGUGUGGAAAUGAUCUAAAGUUGUAGUUGAUACAUCCAAUUUAUUUAAUAUUUAAAUUGAAUAUGUUGAGUUGCUUUUGGUUUGACUUGGUGUUAUAUUCAGACCCUCAAAAAAAUGCUGGUGAAAAAAUAGGAGGAACGGGAAGGAGUGAAAUUGGAAGUACAGCAAGCUGUGGCAGUGAGUAUAACAGCUGACAUGUGGACAUCUGUAAACAUGGAGGCUUCCUUGGCUCUUACCUGUCACUACAUACAUGAUCAUUUGCAGUUGUGUACAUCUGUGUUGGGAGUGCAAUACUUUCCACAAAGUCACACUGCUGACAAUUUGGCCCAGGUCAAAAGGGGCAUGAUGGCGGACUGGGCCAUAACUAAUAAAGUAAAGAGUUUUGUGACCGACGCAGCACCAAACAUGAUUGCAUCCACUAGACCGCUCCAAAUUCGACACUCAAUUUGCAUUGCACAUAGUCUUAACUUAUUAGUUAGAAAAUCCUGUGACCAGAUCCCCACACUUGCAUCCUUCAGACACAAAGCUAGGCACAUUGUCACAUACUUUAGAUCGAGCACUACAGCUAAGGAGAAGCUUGCUCAAGUGCUGCAACAGAUGGGACGGCCAACCCUGAAACUCAUCAGUGAGGUGGCAACACGCUGGAACAGCACAUAUGAAAUGCUGUCAAGGCUACAUGAUGAGAAGGAGUCAGUGUGGGUAUCUCUGGCCUCUCUAAAAACAGAUUUGACUCCACUUACAGCUGAUGAGUUUGACAUCGUAGGAGAAACACUUAUUGUGCUUGCUCCUUUCCAUCAAGCCACAGUGGAGUUGUCUGAGGAGAGGCGAGUGUCAGGGUCCAAGGUCAUCCCGAUGAUGAAAAUGCUCUACGUUGCACUAGAGCAUAGUGCUUCAACCUUGCAAACACAGGCAGCCAAACACCUCCAUGAACACUUGAAGCGUCGAGUCACAGACACUGCUUCCAAUCUGGAGUCUUUAAGUGUGUUGACCCCAGAUUUAAAUCACUCUGGUUCCGCAGUUCUUUUAAAUUGAAUGACCCCAUCAUUCGGCUACGUUCCCAAUGUGCGUCUGUCAUCGGACGCCCAAAUGAGCCCCUGCCAGGACCAUCUGCAGAACAGCUGUCUGCACCCACUUCAGGCAUUUAUUCAGCAUUAUUUGUUUGUUGUUGUUUGAAAUCAUGUAAUAAAAUGCAUAUUUUUUG
Molecule: messenger RNA, 1778 nt
Organism: Entelurus aequoreus (snake pipefish)
Lineage: Eukaryota; Metazoa; Chordata; Actinopteri; Syngnathiformes; Syngnathidae
Gene: plex9.2
Product: PML-like exon 9.2
Exons: 2
Coding region: 773-1609 (278 amino acids)
Biological process (GO): DNA catabolic process
Cellular component (GO): cytoplasm
Molecular function (GO): nucleic acid binding; 3'-5'-DNA exonuclease activity
Source: RefSeq, a predicted model, not a curated record